AUCUCAAUUUCUCUCUCGGUCUAAAGACAUUUAGUCGAAUCCUGAAGCAGAUCUCUCGUGAAAGAUACCCUUUUGGGACGGUGGUAUAUUACGGUAUUCGAAUCAUAGACUUGGACCAAGACUUUCUCAGCAUUUUGCUCGGUCAAUCAUUUCAUUUUCAUGAAGAGAGAUACUCAUUCCUAUCUUAUUACAAUGUAAAUAAUGGAAUUGGAAGCAGUGUAAUGUGAGGAAGAAGAAGAAGAAGAGACAGCGAAAACUCUCGAAGAUAUGUUGAUGCUCGAAUUGAGAGACGGUGAUUGUUAUCCCAAGAUCUUGGUUGCUGUCAAUAUAGUUCUUGCUUGUAUCGAUGCCUCAAUAGCAGUUCUCGCCUUUUCUCAGUUGAUAAGAAUCCAUUCAAGGAGUUCAAAUCUUGGUUGGACUCGCCAAAAGGUGUUUCAUCUGUUGAUUGGAGCUUCUAAUAUUGGUUAUCUUUUAUAUUUUGUUGUAACCCUUGUUGCUGCUUGUAAUAAUUGGGUAUGCUGGUCUCAUUCAUGUGGCUUCAUAUUCAUGGCAUGUCCCAAGAUUCUGUUCCUUGCAGCAUUCCUUUUACUUCUUUCAUUCUGGAUUGACCUUUGCCAUCAGCCAAAUGACGAUGAGGAUGAAGAGGAAGAGUAUAGUUCUCAGGAAACUUUGUUGGAAGGGCGAAAGGAUAAACCAUAUUCAAAUGCUCACAGUUGGAGAAAGUGUUGUUCUUUCCGAGCCAUCCAUGUGGGAAGCCGCCAAAAAGUUGUUAUCUUGGUCACAGUGGCUAUUUUCAUCUUCAUGAUUGUAGCUGCUGCGCUAAUUUGGGUUGGAAGGGGAAAGAACCCUAUUGAAUCUUCAGUUGUAGCCAGGGUUUAUGUAGAUCUUUCUGCUAUAGCAAGCGUUUUGUUAGGGGGAGCAUUAGCUUGUUACGGUCUCAUCUUAUUCUUGAAAAUGAGAAGAGUGAGGUCCGAAAGAGCUUCAUCUGAGAUGUGGAAGGUUGCUGGUUUGGCUGUUGUAUCUGUUAUAUGUUUCACUUCAGGCGCACUGGUUGCUCUUUUCACUGACAUACCUAUGCUGUAUCACUGGCACAAUCAGCAUAUUAAUAUUGCCGUCACAUCUCUUCUGCUGAUUUUAUACUAUUUCAUAGGUUCAUCUGUACCAUCGGCAUUCGUACUAUGGGUGAUGAGAGAACUCCCACCUUCAGCUGUUGCUCAUAUACAAGCAGAAACAAGAACCAUAGCUUUCAUUCAUGAUCCUACAGCUCCGGUGCAUCCUCAAAGAUGGACAGCUGCUGCUAGUUCACAGAACCAGGUGUCAAAAGCAAGCCCAAUUUAAUUCCUAAUUCUUCAUGGAUUCCUCUCAUAUAAAGGCACUAUCUCAGAAAAGCUUCAGAAACUAUGCAGAAAAAAAAUCCUCUGUGCUGUCUCAGAGAGUCUGGCUGAAUCCCUCUUUUCUAUACAUGAUUUGGUUAUAGGUCAAAAAGUGCAAGCUGCAGCUGUAAGGCUUAUGUUACCGUAAAUUUUGACAUAUAUAGUUAUGUACAUAACAAAUUCCCCAUUGGAAAAAAAAAAUCUAGGGUGUUUUGAGGCUGUUCUUGACACGAUGAAUACAUGAUUGAAUUCAAUUUUAACAUGCUUGUUUGAUUUUGAAAGAAACUUUAUCAACAUUCUUUUUUCUUCUUCUUCUUUAAUUUGCUGCAUAUUAUUAUUAUUA
Molecule: messenger RNA, 1716 nt
Organism: Impatiens glandulifera
Lineage: Eukaryota; Viridiplantae; Streptophyta; Magnoliopsida; Ericales; Balsaminaceae
Product: tobamovirus multiplication protein 1
Exons: 13
Coding region: 268-1338 (356 amino acids)
Source: RefSeq, a predicted model, not a curated record